AAUGAGUCUUGAAAGGUUGAAAGAUAGAGAGAGAAACAAAGACAUGACAGAGAGAGAAAGAGGGAAGAUGUCUUCAAGGUUCAAAUUCCAACCAAACCCACCUCACACAAUCCCUUACACACACACACAAAAACAAAUUUCACAUACAGACCAAUUAAUAAUGGUUUGUUCCACAAAUACCCUUCUGCAACCCCCAAAAAUCUCCAUCUUCAUGACUCCAUUGUCUACCAUCAUGUGGGCUUUUUGGGGCUUUCUCUUUGGUCAGAGUUUCAUCACAAUCAACAGAGAAAACAGGAAAAAGCAAGAACCUUUUCACCCCUACACCAUUCAUAUUUCUUUAUAGUCUUAAUUUCUUCCCCACACCAUUCUCUCUCUCUCUCUCAUCUUUCUCUCUCUUGUUUCAAUCUUUUACCAUUUUUGAGAUCUGAUGAGUAAGAAGAUGAAAGGGGUUGCUUUGUUUUCGUCUCCUCAUGUGUCUUGUGAUGAUAUUAGGGCAAGAUUUAAGCAUCAAACCCUUGUUAAAGAUUAUCUUGAGUUGCAACAGGAAACAGAGGCUGCAAGAAACAAAUUGGAGGUCAUGAAGCAAAAGAAACAUACUCUAGAAGCUGAAGUUAGAUUCUUGAGACGUCGACACAAAUUUCUGUCGAAAACCAGAUCAACUUCACAACAAGUGAAAUCACAUAAUGUUGAAACAACCCAAUACAGAAAAAGCAAGAAGGAGAAGGUUAACCCGAAAAUGGUGGCAGCUUUGCCCAAUUUGCCCCUGUUUCCCGAUCAAAUCCAAAGAGGGAAAACGUAUACAAAGAAGAAAAAUAUCGUUACAAGUCAACCACUUCCGAUGUUUGACUUUGACAGGAAUGUGAAUUCGCAUGGAAACAACUCGUUUCCGGUGACUGAAAUAAAGCAGAAAUCAGCUGCGGUUCAAGUUCAAGCUAGAGUACCUAUAUUCGACUUGAACCAGUUAUCGAUAGAAGAAGAAGAAGAAUUACAAGAGAGCUUUGAGGAUCAAAGGAAAGAACAACAGAACGAUUUAAAGCUGUCGAUUUGUAGAAAUGUUGGUGAUGGUUCGACGAAUUUAUCAGGAAAGAGGAAAAUCUCGUGGCAAGAUCUUGUGGCCUUAAGGGUAUGAACUAAUGGUUAACUAGACGAUUUAGGUAAAACGAUAUGCUUAAUGACCAUUAGGACUUGGUAAACUGGUGGUUAUGUUGAUGUUUUGAUGCUAAUUUUAUGGGUUUAUAAGAAAUCUAUGUAAAGAAAGGUUUGUGGGAUUAGUAAGUGUUUGUUUUUUUGAACACUCAAGGGAUGAAGGAUCAUAAGUUCAUAACCAUGUAUAUGCUGAUAAUAUCAUGUUUGUUUUUUAA
Helianthus annuus (common sunflower) is the source of this 1361-nucleotide messenger RNA. RefSeq lists its product as uncharacterized. The transcript has 4 exons. Lineage: Eukaryota; Viridiplantae; Streptophyta; Magnoliopsida; Asterales; Asteraceae. Bases 428 to 1129 code for a protein of 233 amino acids. The record is from RefSeq and is a predicted model, not a curated record.